Molecule: messenger RNA, 993 nt
Organism: Microthlaspi erraticum
Lineage: Eukaryota; Viridiplantae; Streptophyta; Magnoliopsida; Brassicales; Brassicaceae
Source: the annotation of a GenBank genome assembly
AUGGCUGCAGAUGUGAAUUCAUCGUUUUCCUUUGAUGGGUUCGCAAAAUCUCCGAGCUUUGACAAGAACGUUGCUCUGUUCGGAGAUUCGAAGCUGGAGAACGACAGUUCUUCGAUUCAGCUGACUGACUCAGUGAGUGGAAGCGUGGGACGAGUCGUUUACAGGAAACCCAUCAAGCUCUUCCAAGGUAAACAGAGGAAUUCGGAAUCUUUCUCGACUUACUUCUCGUUCUCGAUGCCGAACGAGAUUGGUGAUGUCUUGGCUUUUGUAAUGGUUCCAAGUAGUUUGGAUCUUAGUCUGUUUGGUAAGAAAGAUAACAGUUCCUCUGCUUUAGGGUUUCUAUUACAACACGCAAAGAACAAGAAAGUUGUCGCUUUUGAGUUUGAUAUAUCCGAUAGAGGAAACAGUGCAAGAAUCUUGAUUGGUAGGCCUGAAUCUGCUGAAAUUAGAAACCUUUCGUUUGAGGGUGACUUGGUUAUGAACAGUGGAGGGAGGUUGAGCUGUAUGAUUGAGUAUGAGGCAAGUUCCAAGAGAAUGAUGGUUCGGUUCAGAAAAUCCGGUUCGGUAAAGCUGUUCGAUCCGUUCUUCUCUUUCUCGGUAGACUUGGCCAAGUUAUGGAAAAACGGUGAAGUCACUGUGGGUUUAAGCUCUGCCAAUGGGAACUCUUCCAAGGCACAUUUUAUCCAUUCGUGGAGCUUUGAGAUUAGGCAUCUUCCUCCGGCGUGGAUGCAUUCAGUGCCACUUUUACCGAAUGAAGAAGCUUUGAAGGUUAACAGUAUUACGGAGGAGGAAGAAGGUAGAGGGAGAAGUGAGUGUAUACGGAGAAUGCUUGGUGCGUUGGUGUUGGGUGUUGGAUGUGGAAUCUUAGGGGUAAUGUUGGCUUUGUAUCUCUGGACAAUAUGUGGUGUGAGGCAGUCAAUGGUGGUUCCAGAGAAAUGUCCUGUGAAAACAGUGAGUGUUGUGGUGGUUGCUGUUGAACAAGGCAACAAGUAG